Molecule: messenger RNA, 1425 nt
Organism: Ruditapes philippinarum (Manila clam)
Lineage: Eukaryota; Metazoa; Mollusca; Bivalvia; Venerida; Veneridae
Exons: 1
Coding region: 1-1425 (474 amino acids)
Source: RefSeq, a predicted model, not a curated record
AUGAACAGAGAUAAAGAAAUUUGUAGGAAUGAUACAGUUUUAAUGUGUGACACUUUAUCUUCUUUGGGUUAUACAGUGAAUAAAAAGAAAUCUGUUCUUGUCCCCACACAGAGGUUGAUAUUUUUUGGUUUUGUUUUGGACUCCGUUUUAUUUAUGGUUUUCCUGACAGAUGAGAAAGUUCAAAAAAUAGUUUCUUCGGCUUCUAAUCUUCUACAGAAGGAGGUUGUUGUUGUCCGAGAUCUGGCCUCUUUUAUAGGGUUAGUGAUCAAUGCAUUUUAUGCAGUUCUCGAAGCCCCAUUGCAUUAUAGAAGCUUAGAAAGAAAUAAAUUGUUAGGUCUUGGUUCUAACAUGAAUUUUGAUAAUAAGGUUGUCCUCAGUAAGGAUAGUCGAGAGGAGUUGUUGUGGUGGAAAAAUAAUGUCACCAUCAAAAAUGGAAAACAUAUAAGGCCUGGACCAGUUGAAUACUGGUGUUAUUGUGAUGCUUCGUUUGUUGGGUGGGGCUCGUAUGAUGAAGAACUUAAUAAAUCUGCUAAUGGAAGAUGGAAUUCUUCUUUGUUUGAUAAAUCUAUAAAUUAUCUGGAAUUAUUAGCUAUUUUCAAUGCAGUCCGAGCUUUGUAUAAUGAGGUGCGGGAUACCCAUAUAGAGAUAAAGUCAGACAAUGUUUCGGCUAUAGCUUAUGUAAAUGACCUAGGUGGAAUGACUUCCUUAUCAAUGGAUUUGUUGGCCAAAGACCUUUGGGAAUGGUGCUUGUCUAGGGAUAUUUUUCUUUCUGCAUCCUAUAUUCCUGGUGUAGAUAAUGUGUAUGCUGAUUAUUUUUCAAGGAAUUUCUCGGAGAGUACUGAAUGGUCUUUGAAACCAGACAUUUUUGAAAGAAUUUGUGGAACUUUAUUCAAACCUGAUAUAGACCUUUUUGCCUCUGAAUGGAAUAAGAAGUUAGAUAGAUAUGUCUCAUGGUUUUCAGGAAGCACUGAAAGUGCUUAUGAUUCUUUUACAAUGUCAUGGUCUGGUUUUACUCCAUAUUUAUUUCCUCCAUUUAAUUUGGUUGGGAAAGUAAUGAACAAAGUUUUAUCAGACAAGGUAAAUAAGGCCAUUCUUGUGUUUCCUUUUUGGAAAUCAGCUACUUGGUUUCCAUUGGUAUUAUAUAAUAUUAUUUCUUUUCCAAUCAGGCUACCUCGCCACCGAGACUUGUUAUCUCAGGAACACAACGGGAAAACACAUCCUCUACAGAAUUCUUUAACAAUGGUCGCUGUCGUUAUAUCUGGGAAGCAUUACAAAGUCAGGGAGUUUCAAGAUCAACUGCAUGUGUCAUUACUGAAGCAUGGAAGAAAGGAACCAUCAAACAGUAUGAAUUCGCUUGGCGUAGCUGGUAUUUUUGGUGUUAUAAACAAAGUAAAAGUCCCUUUUCAGCGUCUGAAGGUACUGUAG